Messenger RNA from Rosa chinensis, 915 nucleotides. RefSeq names its product pentatricopeptide repeat-containing protein At3g54980, mitochondrial. The record is from RefSeq and is a predicted model, not a curated record. The coding region runs from base 1 to 915 and encodes 304 amino acids. Gene Ontology annotation, molecular function: protein binding. The transcript has 2 exons. NCBI's taxonomy places the organism in Eukaryota, Viridiplantae, Streptophyta, Magnoliopsida, Rosales, Rosaceae.
AUGGGCUUUCCAGAGACUCGUGGGCGUGCCAAGACAUUGCUUAACCGCUACGUUUCCGGCGACUCCGGCCCUCCUCCGGCAGUCUUUCUUGAUCGUCUGCUGGACUGCGCAAAGAGGUUUGGUUUUGAUCUGGAUUCCAUGGUUUUCAGUUACUUGUUGAAUAGCUAUGUUAGAGCGAAUCGAAUAGGGGAUGCUGUUGAUUGCUUUAACAGAAUGGUGGAGGUUGAGAUAUAUGCUAGUGUUGAAUAUGUGAACAUUGUGAUGACGGCAUUGGUUAGGAGGAACAUGUUUGAGGAAGCACGUGAGUUGUAUGGUACAAUGCUUGGGAGAGGAGUUGGUGAUUGUGCCACUCUAAAUGUCAUGAUGCGUGCUUGUUUGAAGGAGGGGAAGCCGGAGGCGGCCGAGGAGUACUUUCGGAAGGCAAGGGGGAGAGGGAUAGCAGCUGAUGCGGCAUUGGGGCUGUUUGUAAGAGUCCUGAUUCGCGUUUGGCUUUGGCGAGACAUGAAAAGUUGCUGCGAACUUUUCUCGGAACUUCUGGAAGUUGGUUUAUCUCCAAAUACAGGUGUUUAUACUAGCAUGAUUUGUGACUUCCGGAAUGUAAAUAACAUGGAAGCAGCUAUUGAGUUACAUCAGAAAAUGAUAACUGAAGGCAUUCCAUGUGAUGUGAAAACAUACAUUGCAUUAAUCAAUGGACUGCUAAGAAAGGGUGAUUUACAAUCUGCAUCAGAUCUUUACUCAAAGAUGCUUUCGAAGGGGAUUACACCUGAUAUCAACACAUAUACAGUUCUAAUAAAUGGCCUUUGUUGCAAACGACAAUUGGAGAAGGCACGCAAAACCUUGGAAUACAUGAAUAGAAGGAGAAUGACUGCUAGGGUUCAUAUUUAUACUGCUUUGAUUGUUGGGCACUUCAAGUAG